AGGCCGUGGUUAAGGCAAAAACCAUGGGUUCUUGACUAACCACCCACCCAGCGAUGGGAAGAUCUUCCCAUCGAUGGGUAAGCGGUCCCUUAGCCAAACCAAUUUCCAGAACCAUGCCAAACAGCGAUGGGAAGUUCUACCCAUCGCUGUUCAAGCCUUGGUGCAAAAUUAUCACAAGGCAGAACAACCUUGCCCAGCGAUGGGAAACCUAUCCCAUCAAUGGGAACCCAGCGAUGUUAAGAAGUGGUUUGGAGACCACAAGGGUAAGUGUUGAUUUAAAUUUGGAGAAUCAGGUCAGUAUAUCUGAGGUUGCUACUUCUUUUGAUUCUGAAUUAGAAUCUGAAACUGAGGUAAUUGUUUCUCCUGUCAAAUCACAUAAUAACAUGGCAACUUUAAGGGAACUAGCUGCACCUGACCUUCAGGCCCAGCCCAUGUCCAUUACUUAUGCUGUUUUGGAAAAACCAUUGAAAUUAAACUCUGGAUUUUUGAAUAUGCUUCCCAAGUUUCAUGGCCUGCCUGGUGAAGACCCUUAUAGACAUGUUAAUGAGUUCCUCAUAACAUGUGCAGCCAUGGAACCUGAAGAAGUUCCUCAAGAACAAAUCAGACUUAGGGCCUUUCCCUUUUCAGUGAUGGACAGAGCAAAAGAUUGGCUGUACUAUAUGCCUCCUGGAUCUUUUACAACCUGGCCAUCACUGCAUAGGGCAUUUUUAGAGGAGUUCUUUCCUGCCUCUAGAAUAGAAUCUAUUAGGAAGGACAUCUGUGGGAUAAAACAAAUGGGGAAUGAAUCAUUUUCUGAAUAUUGGAAGAGAUUCAAUAAACUCUGUGCUAGUUGUCCUCAGCAUCAAAUCUCUGAACAGCUGCUCAUCCAGUACUUCUAUGAAGGGUUAUCCCUAAUGGAUAGAAGUAUGGUAGAUGCUGCUAGUGGUGGUGCUCUAGUU
Messenger RNA from Cuscuta campestris, 938 nucleotides. Lineage: Eukaryota; Viridiplantae; Streptophyta; Magnoliopsida; Solanales; Convolvulaceae. The record is from the annotation of a GenBank genome assembly.